Messenger RNA from Lacerta agilis (Sand lizard), 1558 nucleotides. It is a transcript of the gene DCUN1D2, whose product is annotated as defective in cullin neddylation 1 domain containing 2. NCBI's taxonomy places the organism in Eukaryota, Metazoa, Chordata, Lepidosauria, Squamata, Lacertidae. Gene Ontology annotation, biological process: positive regulation of ubiquitin-protein transferase activity; protein neddylation. Gene Ontology annotation, molecular function: ubiquitin-like protein binding; ubiquitin conjugating enzyme binding; cullin family protein binding. Gene Ontology annotation, cellular component: ubiquitin ligase complex. The record is from RefSeq and is a predicted model, not a curated record. The coding region runs from base 373 to 1107 and encodes 244 amino acids. The transcript is spliced from 7 exons.
UCCUGGUUUCCUUUAACGCUCUUUUUUUGCCGCUUCACUAUAUGACGGAAGGGGAAGGCGUCGGUAGAAAAACAAUGGGGAAAGGCAGUACAGUAUUAGGGUAUGGCUGCUACUGAGCAGCAGUAUGCCAAUCCAGAAACAGAAGUUUUCAGAAGAGAGUGCUGUCUUUAACUACAGAAGAACAAGGAUUUCUUUGGGUUAUUCUGGAGUGAAAUUUGUUACCCAACAAAAGAAGUAAACCCUUUUAAAAGAUAGGCAGUUAUAGUAGAAUUCUGAACCAAACGACUGGAUUAGCUUCAUUGGCUUUCCUGCUUCUUUUGCAUCCCAAAGCAUAAACUUAAAUCGUCUCAGAAGGACAAGGUCCGCCAGUUUAUGGCAGUUACCCAGGCUGGUGAAAGGACUGCUAUAUACUGUUUAAUGCAGAAUGAGUGGAAACUAGAAGUGGCAACAGACAACUACUUCCAGAACCCAGACUUGUACUACAAAGAAUCCAUGAAAAUUUCAAUAGACAGAAAGAAAUUAGAACAAUUGUAUAACAGGUACAAAGACCCGCAAGAUGAGAAUAAAAUUGGCAUUGAUGGGAUUCAACAGUUUUGUGAUGAUUUAAGCUUGGACCCUGCUAGUAUCAGUGUUUUGGUCAUAGCAUGGAAAUUUAGGGCAGCCACGCAGUGUGAAUUCAGCAAAAAAGAAUUUGUAGAUGGCAUGACAGAACUGGGGUGUGAUACUACGGACAAGCUAAAAACUCUUUUGCCAAGGCUGGAACAAGAAUUAAAGGAUCCAAUGAAGUUUAAAGAUUUUUAUCAGUUUACCUUUAACUUUGCUAAGAACCCUGGACAAAAAGGUUUAGAUCUAGAAAUGGCAAUCGCAUAUUGGAAUUUAGUUUUAUCAGGGAGAUUUAAAUUUCUAGAUCUUUGGAAUAAAUUUUUAUUGGAGCAUCAUAAAAGAUCAAUCCCCAAAGAUACUUGGAAUCUUCUUUUAGACUUUGGAAAUAUGAUUGCAGAUGAUAUGUCAAACUACGACGAAGAAGGAGCAUGGCCAGUUCUAAUAGACGAUUUUGUGGAAUAUGCACGACCAGUAGUCACAGGAGGAAAACGUAAAGCUUCCUAACCAUAGAAGACUCUUCUCAGUGGACUUAAUAAGUUUGCAGUCUGAACUGCAUCAGGUAAUGAAGACAUUUUGGCCAAUAACUGUGCGCACUGUCGCUGGUUUUGAUAGUCGUGGUGGGAUGCCACUGACGAAACAGGAAUCACUACUUCUGCUUCAAGAAAAUGAUGGCUGACUCAUGGACACUGCAAGAAGAAAUUCAGAAGACAGCCCAGGCUGUUUGUAGGAAAUUGGCUUCAAUUAUUGUACUGGUUGUAUCAUAUAGGAUGUAGAUUUUGCAUGAUUUUAUACUUUGGAGAAGUUUAACUAGAGGCCAUUUUAGUAAAAGUUUUGACAGCACAGCAUGCCAUUCAGUUCAUGAACACCAGCAGUUACAUAAUUACAACUGUAUUAUAUUGUACUUAUAUUAAAAAGCAGUAUUUGUGGUAUAUAAAUUAAAUCCCUAAAUAAAGUA